AUGGACAGCCUCGACCCCACCACCCAUGCCAUCCCACACGGACGCAGAUAUCAUCUCCAAGCCAGUAGCGGAACCGAAAUGAUGAGUGUGAGUGCUCAAGAACCCACCUCUGAGAGGGAACAGUGGAAGGUAGUUUUUGCAGCCGGCGAUAGCAAGAAGAGGAAGGCAGAAGAUAAAGAUACUGAUGAGGUUAUUGUGGUUGCCAACAAGAAGAGGAAGUUGAAGUCUGAUGUCGACAAAGAGCCAACAGGAGUCAUCUAUGCAGCCAACCUAAGUGAAUUAGAGCCCACAUCAAGAGAUAUCUUACAGGGCAUCCAGGACCUCAGUAGGAGAUUGGAUCUCCUCAUGGCCAAUGAGUGGGUAGAAGCAUUGGAAGUCAGAGUGGGUUCGGUGGAGACCAACCUGCUCAAGUGGUUGGACGAGUUAGAGCAACGGCUCAACGAAUGCGAUGCCCAGUGGAAAUCUUCCAAAUCCCUAGGAUAG
This is a messenger RNA of Suillus fuscotomentosus, 483 nucleotides long. RefSeq lists its product as uncharacterized. The coding region runs from base 1 to 483 and encodes 160 amino acids. The transcript is spliced from 2 exons. The record is from RefSeq and is a predicted model, not a curated record. NCBI's taxonomy places the organism in Eukaryota, Fungi, Basidiomycota, Agaricomycetes, Boletales, Suillaceae.